Molecule: messenger RNA, 980 nt
Organism: Corapipo altera (White-ruffed manakin)
Lineage: Eukaryota; Metazoa; Chordata; Aves; Passeriformes; Pipridae
Product: trypsin I-P1-like
Exons: 5
Coding region: 136-885 (249 amino acids)
Biological process (GO): proteolysis
Molecular function (GO): serine-type endopeptidase activity
Source: RefSeq, a predicted model, not a curated record
GAUCUUCAAAUUUUCCACUGUGUACUUUUUGUCUGGAGAAAACCUUGGACUAGAGAUAAGGCCGUAUCCAAAAAUGUAUUUCUAGCAGCUCCUGCUUCCAGUCAGCCUGUCUGGGCUUGAGGCUGAAUCAAGACCAUGAAGUGCCUGCUCUUUCUCGCCUUUGUUGGGGCGGCUGUUGUCUUCCCCACCAUCGCUGAGGAUGAUGACGACAAGAUCGUGGGAGGCUACACCUGUGCACAGAACUCUGUUCCCUAUCAGGUGUCCCUGAAUUCCGGAUAUCACUUCUGUGGAGGUUCCCUCAUCAGCAGCCAGUGGGUCCUGUCAGCUGCUCACUGCUACAAAUAUCGCAUCCAAGUGCAGCUCGGGAAACAUAACCUGGCCCUGACAGAAUCAACACAGCAGUUUAUUAACUCGGCUAAAGUCAUCCGCCACUCUGGCUACAGCGCCUAUACCCUGAACAAUGACAUCAUGCUCAUCAAGCUUGCCACCCCAGCCCAGCUCAGCAAAUCUAUCCAAACGGUUGCUCUGCCCAGCAGCUGUGUGGCCGCCGGCACCACUUGCCUGAUCUCCGGCUGGGGCAACACACUCAGCAAUGGCAAUAACUAUCCAGAUGAGCUGCAGUGCCUGCAGGCUCCGGUGCUCUCUGCCACUGACUGCAAGAACGCCUACCCUGGUGAGAUUACAGACAACAUGAUGUGUGUAGGAUUCCUGGAGGGAGGAAAAGAUUCCUGCCAGGGGGAUUCCGGCGGUCCCGUGGUCUGCAACGGAGAGCUCCAGGGCAUUGUUUCCUGGGGCAUUGGAUGUGCCCAGAAAGGCUACCCUGGAGUUUAUACCAAGGUUUGCAAUUACGUCUCCUGGAUCCAAUCCACUAUCGCCGCCAACUGAGACCCUCUCACUCAAUGUGACCUGCCUUUUCUCAUCAUCCUUUCCUCUCUUUUGGGUCUGGACAAACAAACACCAUGAAAAAUGAAUAAAGACUU